CACGUGGAGUGUUGUUCCUCUCUCGCCUCACCAAUCUGAAAUGGCUCGUCGUUGAGUCGGUCCUUGCUUGGUCACUAUGGGAUGUGGAACCUCUGUUGCCGUGGAUACGCAAGUGCCGUCAGAUGAAGCAACUAAGGCUCCCAGCCCAGCUCUGAGUAAGCCGCUCUGCGUCCCUAAAGAUCAGGCUGUGACAGGCAUGAAGCGCUUAUGCAUCCCUGCACUUAUUGUCUUCCAGCUAUGAAGGCUGCUAUCUUGAUCCAGCGAUGGUACAGACGCUACAUAGCUCGUUUGGAGAUGAGACGGAGAUACACGUGGAACAUCUUCCAGUCCAUCGAAUAUGCUGGUGAACAAGACCAGUUGCAGCUCUCCAGCUUCUUCACAUUCAUGCUCGACAACUUCACCCAACUCAAUGGACAUGGACCAGACCUGAUCUCACAGCUCCUGGACCCUGUUGUCGAGCCCUGGUUAGACAAAGAGACAUACUACACCCUAGUUGUUGUUCCAGAGGGUUAUACCGGCCCCCGACUCUCCUUCCCUCUGUCUGUCGCUGACACCAGUGCACUGCUUCAUGCCUUCAAGGAGCACCAGACACUACAUGCCAGAUAUGUGCUGCAGCUUUUGCAUGAGACCAAGAAGCUCCUCAAGCAGAUGCCGAACAUCAUCCAUCUGUCAACGUCCUACACCAAGGAGAUCACAAUAUGUGGUGAUCUGCACGGACACCUUGACGACUUACUUCUGAUUUUUUAUAAAAACGGUCUCCCUUCUGCUGAGACGCCAUAUGUGUUUAAUGGAGACUUUGUGGACCGUGGCAAGCAGUCCAUAGAGGUGGUCAUUCUUCUCUUUGCCUACCUUCUGCUUUACCCCGACUAUAUGCACCUAAACAGGGGGAACCAUGAGGACCAUAUCAUGAACCUCAGAUAUGGGUUCAUGAAAGAGGUCAUGCAGAAGUACAAGACUUACGGUAAUGAGAUCCUCCAGCUCUUUCAGGACGUCUUCAGCCUCCUGCCCAUCGCCACAGUGAUCGACGGCAAAAUUUUGAUAGUUCAUGGAGGGAUAUCGAACCAAACUGAUCUGGACUUUCUCAGCUCCAUAGACAGAUACAGGGUGAAAUCUGCUCUGAGACUGCCUAGAUAUGGUCUGGAGCAACUGGAUAUGCGAAUGUGCUCCAGACAGACCAAGCGAUCGUCAGACGGCUCUCGUCCCAACAGCAGUCGCAGUAGGAACCAAAGAACCCCGGUCCUGAGAAAGAGGCCAUGCAGGCUAAGUCGACAAGACAGCACAGCAUCCUCUUCUUCUUCCUCCUCAUCCUCCUCUGCAUCCUCACUCUGCACCCUGCAAACCCCUUCCUGCCUCUCGCCUCGCCAGUGUCCGUCAACUCCCAAAUUUCCUUGUGAUAGUAUGAACAACCUGCAGGUUCCUUUUCUGGAUGUCUCUCCUUCAACACCGUCUCACCUGGAGCAGGAAUGGAAGCAAGUCAGAAGAAUUGUGGACAUCUUGUGGAGUGACCCUAAAGUCCAGGAAGGCUGCAGUCCAAACACCUUCAGAGGAGGGGGGUGCUACUUUGGGCCGGACGUCACACAGAGUUUGUUGCUGCGGCACGGACUCAAGCUGCUCAUCCGAUCGCACGAGUGCAAACAGGAGGGCUACGAGAUCUGCCACGGAGGACAGGUGAUAACAAUUUUCUCAGCCUCAAAUUAUUAUGAGGAGGGAAGUAAUCGAGGUGCCUACAUCAAACUGGGUCGAGAACUGGUUCCUCGCUUCUACCAGUAUCAAGUCAGUCGAUCGACUCGCAAGCUGACCCUGACACAGAGAGUUCGAGUGGCUGAAGGUUCCGCUCUCAGAGCGCUGAAGGAGAAGCUGUUUGCGCACCGCUCUGACCUCAUAGCUGAAUUCAAGCAGUGUGACCAGAACAACACUGGAUGUGUGUCAGUAAGUGAGUGGACGCAGGUGAUGGAGUCAGUCUUGAAGUUAGAGCUUCCCUGGAGGACACUUCGACCGCACUUAGCUCGCCUGGCAGGAGGUGGCGGUGUUGAGUACCAGUCGUGCUUUGAGGACAUGGGGCACGGGACGCCACUGGCUCAGGUCUCUGCAAAUUUGGCUGAAACGCUCUUCAAAUAUCGCACUGACAUAAAAAUCAUAUUCAACAUCAUUGACAGAGAUCACUCAGGUCUCAUUUCUGUGGAAGAGUUCCGUCAUACCUGGGGUCUCUUCUGCGCUCACCUGGGGGUCGACGUCGAUGAAAAAGCCAUUGAGGAUUUGGCUCGUAGCAUCGACUUUAAUAAGGAUGGAAGCAUCGACUUCACAGAGUUCUUGGAGGCUUUCAGAGUCGUGCACAAGCUGGACAACAAAGAGCAGCAGCUGGCCGAGUGA
Synchiropus splendidus (mandarinfish) is the source of this 2370-nucleotide messenger RNA. RefSeq names its product protein phosphatase, EF-hand calcium binding domain 1 (gene ppef1). Gene Ontology annotation, cellular component: cytosol; nucleus. The record is from RefSeq and is a predicted model, not a curated record. Gene Ontology annotation, biological process: detection of stimulus involved in sensory perception. Gene Ontology annotation, molecular function: manganese ion binding; protein serine/threonine phosphatase activity; iron ion binding. The transcript has 19 exons. Lineage: Eukaryota; Metazoa; Chordata; Actinopteri; Syngnathiformes; Callionymidae. Bases 208 to 2370 code for a protein of 720 amino acids.